AUGAAGAUCGAUCGAUUUCGUCCUCGUCGGUUGGUGUAUCUGUGCGUCGUGGGUGCUGUCAGUGCUGUGGAAUGGUCUAUCUCUUCGUUAUUCCUAUUACAUCGAUUUGGUUGGAUUUGGCUCCAUCUUAACAUUUGCUUAUAUCGAAAGAGAGCUGCUGUGAAGAGAGCAAAUGUUGACCCAUCUCUCGUUCAAGUUGUGUUUGGCAAUGUUCUUAGUGCUAAUUUGGGUCAAGCUCCUGCUCGUCAAGCUGCUUUAGGUGCAGGGAUCUCUAACUCUGUUAUUUGUACUACAAUCAACAAGGUUUGUGCUUCAAGCAUGAAAGCAAUGAUGCUUGCUGUGAAGAGAGCAAAUGUAGACAUGAGAAGCUCGUGA
Molecule: messenger RNA, 375 nt
Organism: Eruca vesicaria subsp. sativa (arugula)
Lineage: Eukaryota; Viridiplantae; Streptophyta; Magnoliopsida; Brassicales; Brassicaceae
Source: the annotation of a GenBank genome assembly